UAUAUAUAUAUAUGAGUGAUAGUAAUGCUUAUAUGGUCACAUUGGUCACAAAGUUUUUGGCAAGGAAAAAAUGAGUGACUUGCAUGAUUAUAAGCCUGCAAUGGUUAUGUUUGGGCUGCAGGUUAUGUAUGCAGGGGUUUCUUUAACAACCAGAGCUGCUCUUUUGCAAGGAAUGAGCCCUAGGGUUUUUGUGGCCUAUAGGCAAGCCAUAGCUACCCUAGUCAUUGCUCCAAUAGCUUAUUUCACAAGGAAGAAGAGGAAUAGCAAAUGUUUGGAAUGGAGGAGCUUCUGGUGGAUAUUUUUCACCACUCUUAUUGGUGUAACAAUCUAUCAGAAUAUAUUUUCUGAGGGUCUAUACCUUGCCACGUCGUCCAUGGGAAGUGCAUUGGGUAAUCUAGUCCCCGCCGUCACCUUCGUAAUCGCAUCAAUCACUGGAUUGGAAAAGGUAGAUAUGCGUAGCGUAAGAAGUAUGGCGAAGAUCAUAGGAACAGUCUUGUGUGUAAGUGGAGCUGUGUCCAUGGCAUUUCUGAGAGGACCAAAGCUACUAAACACACAAUUCCUACCAUCGAAGUCUCUUUUCGCCUCAGAAGGAGGUGAUGAUUGGUUGCUGGGUUGUCUAUUUCUCUUUGCUGGCUGUUGCUGCUGGUCAGUUUGGCUCAUUUUGCAGGUCCCACUGUCAAGAUGCUAUCCAGACCACUUAUCGUUAACGGCAUGGAUGUGUUUCAUAGCAAUGUUACAAUCCGCAGCAGUUGCCUUGUUCUUCGACAGAGACCUUCAAGCUUGGAAUUUACAGUCAAAUCUUCAACUUUCAUGUUGUUUCUUUACAGGAAUAUCAUCAGCAAUCUCCUUCUUUGGCCAAGCCUGGUGCAUUUCACAUAGAGGUCCACUCUUCUCUGCAAUGUUCAACCCUCUAUCCACAGUUAUAGUCACUAUCUUUGCUUCUAUACUUCUACAUGAAGAGAUCUAUAGUGGAAGCUUGGUUGGAGCUGUUGCUGUGGUUAUUGGAUUGUAUACUGUGCUAUGGGGCAAAGCCAAAGAUCUUGAAGAAUUCCACGUGGAAGCAGAUCCAAAGCCACAAAAUGAUCAAACAACCGUGAAAAUCAUUGUGGAUCAAAUUGAUUUGGAGGAACCACUUUUGUCUGAUAAAAUCAACAGAAGUUGAUGGAAAAUCAGAUGGAUCAAUAAAAUGUUUACAAUUUCACUCAAAGGUGAAAUGCGGCAGAUCAAGAUUUCAGAUUUUGUUUUUGUUUUUGUUUCCUUUUAUUGUUUUGAGUUAGGAACAAAACAAGAUCUCCCUGGCAGAAAUUGUACUUUGUUUGGCGCGACCAUAAUUUUUUAUCGCCAUGUAUUUCUCAA
Camellia sinensis is the source of this 1356-nucleotide messenger RNA. NCBI's taxonomy places the organism in Eukaryota, Viridiplantae, Streptophyta, Magnoliopsida, Ericales, Theaceae. The record is from RefSeq and is a predicted model, not a curated record.